This is a messenger RNA of Melopsittacus undulatus (budgerigar), 2554 nucleotides long. It is a transcript of the gene ATP6V1H, whose product is annotated as ATPase H+ transporting V1 subunit H. Gene Ontology annotation, biological process: proton transmembrane transport. Gene Ontology annotation, molecular function: proton-transporting ATPase activity, rotational mechanism. The transcript is spliced from 14 exons. Bases 212 to 1654 code for a protein of 480 amino acids. The record is from RefSeq and is a predicted model, not a curated record. Gene Ontology annotation, cellular component: lysosomal membrane; vacuolar proton-transporting V-type ATPase, V1 domain. Lineage: Eukaryota; Metazoa; Chordata; Aves; Psittaciformes; Psittaculidae.
GCGUCACAUGACAGCGGUGACUGCGGGUCCGCUGCUGAGCGGGGCCCGGUGCGACAUAGCGGGGGGGUCCUUUGGUGCGUGGGCUCCUUGGGCUUGCCAAGGAGCCGCUGCGGCCUCCUUCCUCCCUCCCACGGCCUUCAUCCGCCGGCGUGCCCCUGGGGUGAGUGGCAGCUGCCGCGGGGACUGAGGUACGUUUUGAUUACAAAUUAAGAUGGAUAUCCGAGGUGCUGUAGAUGCUGCUGUCCCUACAAACAUCAUUGCGGCCAAAGCUGCUGAAGUUCGGGCAAACAAAGUAAACUGGCAGUCAUAUCUCCAAGGGCAGAUGAUUUCAGGUGAAGACUGUGAAUUUAUUCAAAGAUUUGAACAAAAAAGAAGUCCAGAAGAAAAACAGGAGUUGUUGCAAACAGAAGGCAAUCAAUGUGCUAAAACAUUUAUAAACUUGAUGACUCAUAUCUCCAAGGAACAGACGGUUCAGUACAUUCUGACUAUGGUUGAUGAUAUGCUGCAAGAAAAUCAUCAGCGUGUUUCUAUCUUCUUUGAUUAUGCAAAACGUGGCAAAAACACUGCAUGGUCCUAUUUUCUGCCGAUGUUGAAUCGACAAGAUCUUUUCACUGUGCAUAUGGCAGCAAGAAUUAUUGCCAAACUGGCUGCUUGGGGGAGGGAACUUAUGGAAGGCAGUGACUUGAAUUACUAUUUCAACUGGAUUAAAACUCAGCUCAGCUCACAGAAACUGCGUGGUACAGGGAGUUCUGUGGAAGCAGGAGCAGUCUCCACAACUGAUAGCUCCCAGUAUGUACAAUGUGUUGCUGGAUGUCUACAGCUGAUGCUCAGGGUCAAUGAGUAUCGCUUUGCGUGGGUAGAAGCAGAUGGAGUAAAUUGUAUCAUGGGGGUGUUGAGCAACAAAUGCGGAUUCCAGCUCCAGUAUCAGAUGAUUUUCUGUGUGUGGCUGCUGGCAUUUAGCCCUCAAAUGUGUGAAUAUCUCCGGCGGUAUAAUAUUGUUCCAGUGCUGUCAGAUAUUCUUCAGGAGUCUGUCAAAGAGAAAGUAACUAGAAUCAUCCUUGCAGCAUUUCGUAAUUUGUUAGAGAAAUCUACUGAGAGAGAAACUCGCCAAGAAUAUGCUCUUGCCAUGAUUCAGUGUAAAGUUUUGAAGCAGCUGGAGAAUCUGGAUCAGCAGAAAUAUGAUGAUGAAGACAUAAGUGAAGAUAUCAAAUUUCUACUGGACAAGCUUGGUGAGAGUGUGCAGGACCUUAGCUCCUUCGAUGAGUACAGUUCUGAGCUCAAGUCAGGAAGGCUGGAGUGGAGUCCUGUACACAAGUCUGAGAAGUUUUGGCGGGAGAAUGCUGUAAGACUAAAUGAGAAGAAUUAUGAGCUACUCAAAAUCCUGACAAAACUUCUGGAGGUUUCUGAUGACCCGCAAGUGCUGGCUGUAGCUGCUCAUGAUGUGGGAGAGUAUGUACGACACUAUCCCCGUGGGAAACGAGUGAUUGAACAACUUGGUGGUAAGCAGUUGGUAAUGAACCACAUGCAUCAUGAAGACCAGCAAGUUCGUUAUAAUGCACUACUGGCUGUGCAGAAGCUGAUGGUUCACAACUGGGAAUACCUUGGAAAGCAAUUGCAGUCAGAACAACCUCAAACGGCCACCGCACGGAGCUAAACACUUUCGUCAGUUCAUGCUUAUAACUACAGUAUGUUUGUCUUUAAAUUAAUAUCAAGGGAACAACGAAAUCACAUGUUCUUUGCCUGCUAUUAGCACAUAAACUUUCCAGCUUUCCUCUGGUGAUUUUGGCUUGGUAAAAAUCUCUUUGUUCAACUGGUUCUGAUGAUUAUGUGUAUUAGCUUCUUGUUAUAUUCUGAAUGUAUAUGAGGAAAUGUGGCUAAUAUAUUGUGUUGUUUAAUGUAUUUAUUCUCGUAAUAAAGAAUGUUAUUAAAGGAUAUUCAUUCCAUGUUAUAAUUGGCCUAGAAAAACUGUUCUUUCAAUGAGUUGUCAGUGUUAUCACUUCUCAAGAAAAGCAGGUAGUCCCUAUAUGUCUCCAGACAAAUUAAUAAAGCUUUUAUUUAGUGUUCCACAGGAAAUGCAAUAGCCCAAAAAGUAUUGGUUAUCAGUACUACAAAUACACAAAGUCUCAAAACAGUGUAUAAUUUUAUAUAAAAGCAAGCAUAUGGGUUUUUGGGGGAUGGGGUUAGAGACUACAUUAAGAAAAUCUGGACAUGAGAAAAGAAAAAGAAAACACUCCUGGUAAAUUUAAAAUUAUUAGUCAAGCUGUAUAACAUCAGCAUUAAGGCUGAGCAGAGAUCAGGGCUUCUGUCUGUGUUGUUUUGGUUUUUGGUUUUUGGGGUUUUUUUUAGUAACAUGUUCAGGAACUGAUAAACUUGGAAUUUCAUGGAGUGUUUUUGUUAUUGAAAAGACUUGUAAAUAUUCGGGUUCUGGGGUCAUUCUAAAAUCCAUUGUAUUUCCUUUAUAUAAGCCAAAUAAUUUGUUUGUUGAUAUUUUCUGUUUUGUAGCUCCUCAUAGUAAAAAAAAUGUAAACAUCAAUAAAUCAAAUAUGAUACUGGA